AUGGCAGGUGCUAAAGGACCGCACGGCUUUCCUCUGCCCGGAAAAACACACCUAUUUUUCUCCAAGUUUCUUGGAGCUUCCAUGGCGUUCUGGAUAUUAUAUCGAGGAAAGAAAGAAAUGCCAAUACUCCUGGGACUUAGACAUCCUUGGGAACAUCAUGAUCAUGACGGAAAUCACACCGAAUCUCACCACUGA
Molecule: messenger RNA, 195 nt
Organism: Funneliformis caledonium
Lineage: Eukaryota; Fungi; Glomeromycota; Glomeromycetes; Glomerales; Glomeraceae
Source: the annotation of a GenBank genome assembly